CUGAGACUGACCACUCGCCUCACACGACUGAAUAGAAGGAAGUGACUUCUCCUUCCCCUGAACCAGAGCUUCCUCCUGAGCGCUCAAACUCUCAUUCCAGCUCAGACACUCACAAAGCAGAAGCAUGGGAACGCUGCUUCUCAUCCUAAUAACCCUGGAGCGCUUUUCUGCAUUGAGUGGUUUUCUGGUGGCACACGCUGACACAGGCUUGUGUCUGAGCACACACAGGAGUGUGGUGGUCCUGAGGAAGUGUGACGGGACCAGCCCGUCUCAGCAGUGGGUCUGGACCAGCGGCAGCAGACUCCAACACACGCUCGUGUCCAGAUGUCUGUGGGCCGAUCAGAGCAGUGACAUCCCACUUCACGCUCGCCUGGUCAAGCUCAGCACCUGCCACACUGCCCCGGCCUGGACCUGCUAUGACCAGCGGAGAGUCUUUGGACUGGCAGAAACGCCCAUGUUCCUGAAGAAGCAGGGCGAGCGGGUUGUUGUCCGCUUUGGGCAGAGGUACUCAAACUGGUCCAUGAUGACGGUGGACUCUGAGGGGGGACAGGUGUCCACCUCUCUGUGUCCAUCCACAGGCCCAUCCACAGUUUCAACAAUGCACUCCACAGGGGAACUGACCACUCUGACAGUCCCUGUCAUUACUCAGAGCAGAGCGGUGACCCACCACAGUAACACAGUCAGAAGCAGAACCAAACGCACCGCUACCACUGGUCUAGCUGAUCCGAGGACAUUCACUGCCAAAACAGACUUUCAGGAGAACGAGACUCAAACGCCCGAGACAGAUUCAUCCUACGAGACGAGUGAUGCUACAGAUGUGUCCUCCACCGCUCUGAUGCUCACCAGAACUCCUGGUGCACCUCAGAACUUCACCCAGAAUGGAGCUGACGUGACAGAGACCACCUCAGACGUUAUGGAGCAGACCUACAACCCUCUGACUUCUCAGACAGAGUUAACUAUCUCCACGACAGACGCAGAGCCUUCGGGUUCGUCUGACUUUCAUACAGGACCGCCUGAAGAUCACAGCACUGAUGCAGAUCCUACACUGACCGAGAGCUCAACCAGAAGUGUCCCAGUGUCAAACACAGAUGGGGCAUGGACAAAUACCAUGAUCAGAAACGCAAAGAUCAUCAAAGAUGUUCAGACCAUGUCGCCAUUUAAAACAAGAACGAGCCGAGCCAUUACUGAAGAUCUUCCCAGUACAGAUACUAGAGCUACUCCCGAAACAGAUACCAGUUCUGCUGAAACUAGAGCACCUGCAACAACCAGCUCUGCAGCCCUGUACACAUCUACAGCUGCCCCGGACACAGACGCAUUCACAUCAGCAACAUUCACAACUACUGUGGCUCCAGUUACAACUACAGGAACCACCAGCACCAUCCCCAGCACUGCUGCUCUGAACACUGGAACCUCACCUCCACCAUCGACCACGGCUUCCACAGCACAGCUUGUGACGACAGAGGCGCUCAGGUGUCUGCUGAACAUGACUGCAGCCAGUAUUCAUAUGGAUUAUUGUGUGCUGAAUUUCACAACACCUGGAAAAUCCUGCAGCUUCGUCAUGACUGAUGCUUCUCACUUCACAAGGUGCUCUGAAGACAUGAAGCGUCCCAGCCAUCACACAUGCCUGAUGAUGGGUUUGACUCCCGGCGAUACCUAUCGGUUUGCGAUCAUUUCUGAGACAGAUGCUGCACACUUCAACAUUACAGUUCAAACCACUCCUGCUCCCGUCACUUCACUGACUCUCAAGAGCAACGGCAGUCAGGACGCUCUCAAAGCCUCCUGGAUUCCUGCUGUCGGACACGUGGAGUCCUACCAGCUCUCUCUGUCGCCCUCCACCUCUUCACAACAGGACCUUACUCUGCCUCCGAACACUACCCAGUGGGGUUUUAGUGGCUUGACACCUGGAAAAGCUUAUCAAGUGUUGGUGAAGACAAAGAUUGGGGAACUAACGGCUGAGACCAGGACCACAGGGAGAACAGGCAAGAACUAUGACACAUCUGGCAUCUUCCUACCUUAUUUACCCCUAAAUGGUACCUUAACAGCUAUUACCUCUCCAGGAUGGGUGGCUCAUCUCCGGCUGGAGGCUCUCGAUGAGAGGACCCUGCAGCUGUCCUGGUCUCCUCCUCCUGGAGACUGGGAUUUCUACCGUGUGCUGCUGUUCAACGGCUCGUCUGUGCUGAUGAACCGGACGGUGGACAGGAGUCUGCUGGAGUUCAGCUUCAGCUUCAGCGGCUGGACUCUGAUUCCAGGCCGUCUGUACAGAGCUGUGGUGAGCGUGGAGAGCGGAUAUCUGAGCUCGACCGCCGACUGCCACCAGAGAAUAGUUUUUCUGCUCUGUCCAUCAGCUCCCGGGUCCGUUCAGAGGCUGAGUGUCCGUCACAGCACCGAGACCUCGCUGGGCGUUGUGUGGAGCCGUCCCGUCGGCGAGUGGGACAACUACACCGUCCAGCUGAAGGACCGAGACGCCACUGUGGACACACAGACAUUAGCCCAUGGUGUGCAGGAGUGCAGUUUUCAUAAGCUGAUGCCUGCACACACCUAUACGAUCACCGUGAGGACCAAUAGUGGAGAUCGGAGUAGUUCGGCCCACGUCACAGGAAGAACCGUCCCUGCGCAGGUCCCCCAGCUGCGGGUCAGUAAUCAGGGCAGCUCAGACACUCUACAGGUGCGCUGGGACGGGGCGGCCGGGGCGGUGGAUCUGUACCGCCUGCUCCUCAUCCACGACAGCGUGGUCAUGAAGAACGAGAGUGUGCCGCCCAAUAUCACCUCCUACCACUUCCAGGGCCUGAGAUCUGGUGCUCUGUACAGGACCGUGCUGACCACAGUGCACAAGGGUGAUCUCUCGCGCCAGACGGUGGCUGAUGGGCGCACAGGCCCAGCCGCAGUGAGAGACGUGACGGUGAGCAACAACGGCCGCAUGGACUUCCUGAGCGUGUCCUGGAGAGCAGCUGAAGGAGAUGUGGACAGUUACUCCGUCACUCUGAGAGAUCGGGAGAGAACCCUUCACACCCUCACUGUAUCCAGGCUCACUACCGAGUGUGUCUUCAAGUCUCUGGUGUCUGGACGCCUCUACAACAUCUCCAUCAGCACCCGUAGUGGAGAGUAUGAGAACCACACCGUGGUUCAGGAGCGCACACAACCUGCCACAGCGUUGAACCCUACAGCCACACACAUGGCUCGUGACGACCGUCUGAAGGUGUACUGGCGCCACGCCGCUGGAGACUUUGACUACUAUCAUGUCUCCAUCAAACACAACAACAUCUUCCAGCAGAACAAGACGGUGCCCAAGUCUCAGAAUGAAUGUGUGUUCAGUGAGCUGGUGCCAGGCCGGCUCUACACUGUGAUCGUCAGCACGUGGAGCGGGAAAUAUGAGUCCAGCGUCUCAACUCAUGGAAGGACAUUGCCAGCAGGAGUGCAGAACCUGACGCUGGCUGACAGCGGCACAGAGGACCUGCUGGUGACAUGGAUUUCUGCUCCUGGAGAUGUGGAUCAUUAUGAGGUUCAGCUGCUCUUUAACGACAUGAAGGUGUUUCCUCCGAUUACACUAACCAGCAGCACCAACAGAUACCUGCUCUCGUCACUCACUCCUGGAAGACUCUAUAAAAUUGUAGUGUCCACCUUUAGUGGGCCAAAUCUAAGUGCACAGUCUAUCAAAGGCAGAACAGUUCCUAGUAAAGUGAAGAACAUUCAUAUCAGUAAUGCUGGUCAGAGCAGCAGUCUUAGAGUGAACUGGACGCCGGGACAGGGCGAUGUGGACCGCUACGCUGUGUCACUGUCCCAGACGGGCAGACAGGCUGAGGAGAGAUCAGUCCCGAAACAUGUGAAUGAGAUCAGUUUUCAGGGUCUACUGCCAGGACAACAGUACAUGAUAACUGUUACAUCAGUCUGCGGAUCUCUGAUUAAUAACAGCACUGCAACAGGACGAACGGUGCCCUCCUCCGUGAGCGCUCUACAGGUGGAGGACCAGCGCAGCACAUCCAGUCUGCUGGUGUCAUGGCAGGCAGGUCGAGGGGUGUAUGACGGCUAUCGGCUGCAGCUGCUGGAUGAGCGAGGGUCUCUGGUGACUAACAGCUCUCAGACCGCAGAAGCCAGCCAGCAGUACUUCAGACAGCUCACUCCAGGAAAAAAGUAUCGCGUUGUGAUGCUAACCAUCAGCGGAGGAAUCAGCAGCAAAGCUGUCUUUGCUGAGGGCAGAACCUGUCCAGCAACUGUUAAUAACCUGUCUGUCUUAAGCAACACAACCACAAGCCUGUCGUUCCACUGGGAUCUGCCAGACGGGGAGUUUGAUGGAUUUGAUGUUUCUCUGUUUACUGGAGAUGAAAGCUUGCAAGAUCAGAAAACAGGAAUGAUGAACAUGCAAGACUGUUCUUUUCAAAACCUUCAACCUGGGACUCAGUACAAGGUGGUCGUUAUGACCCGCAGCGGGGAUCAGACCAAUGACACGUCCAUCUGGGCCAGGACAGCUCCUGCAGCUGUGACGCUCUUGCAUGCUGAGAGUAGAACAAGCUCUGAGAGUCUGUGGUUGAGCUGGAAACAGGCCGGGGGUGAAGUGAGCAGCUACACCCUCCUGAUCUACAAUCCUGAUGGGACUCAACAUGCGGAGCAGAGUUUGGGCCCGGAGAGCAGAAGUUACACGUUUCAAAGGCUGGUGGCUGGACGACUUUACCAGGCUGUUGUCCUUACACACAGUGGAGAUCUGACCAACAUGGCAACCACUACCGGCAGGACAGUCCCUAGGCCGCCUGUCUUGUUUUCCUUCGGAGAAAUCACUAACACCUCACUGGAGAUCACCUGGAGCAGUCCAGAAAACACUGAUUAUGAUGACUUUGACCUUCAGUGGAGCCCCAGGGACCAUCUGUCUGUGUUCAACCCCUACCACAGCCCCACAUCUGGAAACCGUAUUCUGAAAGGCAUGUACCCUGGCCGUCAGUACAACAUCAGCCUGCGUACAGUCAGCGGUGCUGGAACCAACAACCCUACCUACAGCUCUUCGGUCCACAGGAGCAUCAGGACAAAGCCUGAGCGUGUUCAGAGUCUGCACUGCCGUCCUCAGAACUCUACAGCCAUUUCCUGUUCCUGGAGUCCCCCCGAAGCUGACUUUGACUCGUACAUCAUUGAGUGCUUGAGAAAGGGCUCUCAGAGAAUGGUAUACUCACAGCGCACAGUCAAAGAGAACACCGUCUAUCUGAUCAAAGAUCUAGAGCCUCAUAAGCAGUACAUCGUCUCUGUAAAAGUCAUCUCUGACAGCAUGACCAGUGAGGCAGUCAUGGAAAAUGUGGUCACAAUGAUAGACCGUCCACCUCUGCCCUCAAUUCACAUCGAUGAGAAUACAGUUCAGGUUACCAAGUCAACCAUAUUCUUCCAGUUCAACUGCAGCUGGUUCAGUGACAUCAACGGUGCUGUGAAAUACUUCAGCAUCAUCGUAACUGAAUCUGAUGACAGUGAAAACCAGCAGCCAUACCAGAAACAUCCUCUUCCCUCAUACCUGGUCUACAGAUCCAACAGCUCGGUUAAAGCUUAUCAGACCAAAUACUUCUCCAGCCACUGCGACAAGAGACUGAACACAGUGCAGGAGUUUGAGAUUUACCUGGGGUCGGGCAUGGAGUGUCUGGGAGGACGAUGUGAUCCUAAACCAUCGGCUGAUGCGUCUCAACAACAGGCCAUCUUCUGUGAUGGGCCACUGAAACCCAAGACAGCAUACAGACUCAGUAUUCGAGCCUUUACCAAACUCAGUGGGGAUCUCUCUGCGCUCUAUACUGAUACAUACCUGUCCAAGCCCUUCAUGACAGAUGCAGAGCCACUGAAUGGAGUCAUUGCAGGGGUCAGCGCUGGACUCUUCCUCAUCGCCACCAUGGUGGGUUUAAUUGUUCUGCUGAUCUGCAGACAGAAAGUCCACAAAAUGAGUGCACAAGAGCCUGUGGUCAGAAUGAGUUUGAGAAGAGAAAGACAACUUUCGGGAAGUCACGUCAUUGUUAGAGGGAACCGUCGCGUCUCAAGUCCCAUCAGCAUCACACAUUUUGAGUCACAUUUAGCUAAACUUCGAGCAGACUCCAACUACCUCCUUUCUGAGGAAUACGAGGACCUAAAGGAUGUUGGUCGCAACCAACCUCAAGAUGCGGCGUUAUUGCCUGAAAACAGGGGCAAAAAUCGCUACAACAAUAUACUGCCUUAUGAUUCUACACGGGUGAAGCUGUCCUAUGUUGAUGAUGACUCCUGUUCAGAUUAUAUUAAUGCCAGCUAUAUUCCUGGUAAUAACUUCAGACGGGAGUAUAUAGCGACUCAGGGUGCUUUACCUGGCACUAAAGAUGAUUUCUGGAAGAUGGUCUGGGAGCAGAAUGUGUACAACAUAGUUAUGGUGACACAGUGUGUUGAAAAAGGAAGGGUAAAGUGUGACCAUUACUGGCCAUUUGAUCAGGAGCCGCUGUAUUAUGGGGAUCUGGUCGUUCAGAUGCAGUCCGAGUCUGUGCUUCCCGAGUGGACAAUCCGAGAAUUCAAGAUCUGUAAUGAGGAACAGCUGAGCUAUUCCCGAGUCGUACGUCAGUUUCAUUACACUGUGUGGCCGGAUCACGGAGUUCCAGAGAUCACGCAGUCACUCAUUCAGUUCGUGCGGACUGUGAGAGACUACAUCAACCGGACGCUCUUCUCUGGAGCCACUGUAGUGCACUGCAGUGCUGGAGUGGGGCGCACAGGAACCUUUAUCGCUCUUGACAGGGUCCUUCAGCAGCUGGACACUAGAGACACGGUGGACAUCUACAGUGUUGUGUUUGAUCUGAGGCUUCAUCGCACACACAUGGUGCAGACGGAGUGCCAGUACUCAUACCUCUAUCAGUGCGUGCGAGACGUGCUCCGUGCGAGAAAACUGCGCAGUGAACAGGAAAACCUCUUGUAUCCCAUCUAUGAAAAUGUGCAUCUGGAUUACCACAGAGAUGUGGUCUACUCCAAACGCUGAUGUGCAGGUGGAUAAAAAAAAAGAGACCAAACACUUUAAUGUCAAACACAUGUAAAAAUUUAUUUGAAAAUGAAUUUAAGGUAAUAUGCUAUGGGUAUGCCUAGAUGUAACAGAAUUAUAUCAUGUACAUACAUUCAAUAUUAAUUCAGAGUUUAUGUUAAUUCUUGCAUAAUGUAAUGUGCAUCACCAAUUAAAUGUCACAGCUUAUUUUAUAUUAAUUAAAAUAUCACAAAA
Carassius carassius (crucian carp) is the source of this 7183-nucleotide messenger RNA. RefSeq names its product receptor-type tyrosine-protein phosphatase beta-like. The transcript has 32 exons. Gene Ontology annotation, molecular function: protein binding; protein tyrosine phosphatase activity. NCBI's taxonomy places the organism in Eukaryota, Metazoa, Chordata, Actinopteri, Cypriniformes, Cyprinidae. The record is from RefSeq and is a predicted model, not a curated record. The coding region runs from base 125 to 6949 and encodes 2274 amino acids. Gene Ontology annotation, biological process: protein dephosphorylation.